This is a messenger RNA of Triticum dicoccoides, 2019 nucleotides long. RefSeq names its product cysteine-rich receptor-like protein kinase 10. Gene Ontology annotation, biological process: protein phosphorylation. Gene Ontology annotation, molecular function: protein serine/threonine kinase activity; ATP binding. The coding region runs from base 1 to 2019 and encodes 672 amino acids. Gene Ontology annotation, cellular component: plasma membrane. Lineage: Eukaryota; Viridiplantae; Streptophyta; Magnoliopsida; Poales; Poaceae. The transcript has 7 exons. The record is from RefSeq and is a predicted model, not a curated record.
AUGGUGGGCGUGCUGCUGCUCCUCCUCCUCCUCAUGCCGGCGUCGGCGUCGGCAAUCGGCCACGUCUGCGGCCGCGCCGGCAACUACACGGCCAAAAGCACCUACCGGUCCAGCCUCGCCGUGCUCAACGCUACGUUCCCCGGCAACGCCUCCUCCUCCCCGCAGCUCUUCGCCACCGCCACCACCGGCGUGGUGCGCGCGCUCGCGCUCUGCCGCCACGACACCACAAACCUCACCGCGUGCAGAGAGUGCGUCGCCUCCUCGUUCACGUACGCGCAGAAGAUGUGCCCGAAACAUGAGGCCGCCACCGUCUACUACGACUACGACGAGGUAAAUGUCACGCGGCCAGGGUGCCUCCUCGGCUUCUCCGGCGACGGCGGCUUCCUCAGCCCGGGAUCCACUGUCACCUGGAACGACACGUUCUUCCAGUUCUUUAACCCGGUGCAAAUCCCGGGCAAGGCUGGGGUUGUCGCUGCCGCCGUCCGCCAGCUCCUGACGCAGACGGCACGGUACGCGGCCGGCACGGCGAGGAGGUUCGCCACAGGGUCCAUGGACUCCAUUGGCAGUGCCGCACCGACACUCUACUCCCUGGCGCAGUGCACGCCUGACCUGUCCGCCGGCGACUGCCUGGCGUGCCUCCGGCGGCUUGUCGGCGCGCUCAACGCUACAAACUCAGUGCGCGUGGGCGGACGGAUGUUCGUGCUCCGUUGCAACGUGAGGUUCGAGCCUUUUAUGUUCCACAACGACAAAAGCAUGCAGCGGGUUCCAUCUCCAUCAUCCAUCGCUCCGGCAACGGCACCAGCACCAGCGCCAGCUCCGGCAAGCAAGAGACAUGGAGUAAAACCUUGGGUAAUUGCCUUAUCGGUAGCUGCUCCUGUAGCGCUAGUUGCACUCUGCUUCAUCGUCCACCAUCGUCGGCGCCUUAGAACCAAGCACACAAUAGAUAAAGGGACAACCUUACAAGGAAAGCGUACUCACGAGUUUCAAGAAAGAGAUGAACUAGUUUGGGAAAUGGAAACGGAGUUGGCUGAGUUUGCAGUAUUUGACUUUCAUCAGAUAUUAGAGGCCACAGUUAACUUCUCGGACGAAAACAAGCUCGGCCAAGGUGGAUUUGGCCCUGUUUACAAGGGCCACUUUCCUGAUGGAAAUGAGAUAGCAGUGAAGAGACUUGAUUCACAUUCAGGACAAGGUUUCAUAGAGUUCAAAAAUGAAGUUGAGCUUAUAGCGAAACUUCAACACAGAAAUUUGGUUAGGCUCAUGGGAUGUUGCUCUCAAGGAGAGGAGAAAAUACUGGUCUACGAAUACUUGCCAAAUAAAAGCUUGGACUUCUUCAUCUUUGAUGAAAAUAGAAAAACACUACUGGAUUGGGACAAACGUCUUGUAAUAAUUGUAGGAAUAGCAGAAGGACUUCUUUACCUACAUAAGCACUCUAGGUUGCGCGUUAUACAUCGAGAUCUUAAGCCAAGCAACAUUCUCUUGGAUAGCGAAAUGAAUGCAAAAAUUUCAGAUUUUGGACUAGCAAAAAUAUUCAGCUCAAAUAACACCGAAGCAAAUACUACAAGGAAAGUAGUUGGUACACUUGGCUACAUGGCACCCGAGUAUGCUUCCCACGGUCUCUUCUCUAUCAAAUCGGAUGUCUUCAGCUUCGGUGUUUUAACUCUUGAGAUCCUUAGCGGGAAAAGGAAUUCUCAUGAAUGUGGAAAUUUCAUCAACCUCCUCGGACAUGCUUGGCAAUUAUUUGAAGAGGAAAGCUGGGUCAAUCUCAUUGAUGCGGCAUUGCUUCCAAACGGUCGUUCGGAAGAAAUGAUGAGGUGCAUUAACAUUGCAUUGCUAUGUGUACAAGAGAAUGCAGUUGAUCGACCAACCAUGUUGGAUGUUGUCGCAAUGCUAAGCAGCAAGACCAUGAUUGUAGAUAAGCCUAAGCACCCGGCAUAUUUCACGGGGGGGAAAGAAGCACCCACUACAACUCAAUCGUGUAGUGUUAAUGAUGUGACUAUAUCCAUGAUAACCCCUAGAUAG